GUGAGGCACCCGCAAAAGCGAAGAGAAGAAGAGUCUACUGGGUUGCAAAGAAGCGUGGAUAUGUCGGACCCGGCGGCACAGGCCUUGCAACCGCGGCUUCUCCAAGCCCAGUCCAGUGGGUCUGCUGGUUCGAAUACUGCCUCUACCGGUUCUGGGUCAGCAAAUAGCGACCCGGCCAGGCCGGGCUUAAGCCAACAGCAGCGUGCAAGCCAGAAGAAAGCCCAAGUCCGAGCUUUCCCACGGGCAAAAAAGCUAGAGAAACUUGGCGUAUUCUCCGCAUGCAAGGCCAGCGAUACAUGCAAGUGUAAUGGCUGGAAAAACCCAAACCCACCUACAGCCACCCGUAUGGACCUUCAACCACAAGCGGCCAGCCUAAGCGAACCCUGUCGCAGCUGUGGACAUGCUCUGGCUGACCAUGUAUCCCACCUGGAGAAUGUGUCGGAGGAAGAGAUAAACAGGCUGUUGGGGAUGGUCGUGGACGUGGAAAAUCUCUUCAUGUCCGUACAUAAAGAGGAGGAUACGGACACGAAGCAAGUCUACUUCUACCUCUUCAAGCUGCUGAGGAAAUGCAUACUGCAGAUGAGCCAGCCAAUUGUGGAGGGGUCUCUUGGAAGUCCUCCCUUUGAGAAACCAAACAUAGAGCAGGGGGUGCUGAACUUUGUCCAGUACAAGUUCAGUCACCUGGCACCAAAGGAGCGUCAGACCAUGUUUGAACUCUCCAAGAUGUUCCUCUUGUGCCUCAACUACUGGAAGCUGGAGACCCCAACGCAAUAUCGCCAGCGCUCUCAGAAAGACGAUGGCACGGCUUACAAAGUUGACUACACAAGGUGGCUAUGCUACUGCCACGUCCCCCAGAGCAACGACAGCCUGCCUCGCUACGAGACCACUCAGGUGUUUGGCCGCAGCCUGCUCAAGUCCAUAUUCACAGUGACACGGCGGCAGUUGCUGGAGAAGUUCCGCGUGGAGAAGGACAAGCUGCUGCCCGAGAAACGCACUCUCAUACUCACGCACUUUCCUAAAUUCUUGUCUAUGCUUGAGGAGGAGAUCUAUGGGGAGAACUCUCCCAUCUGGGAGGCUGACUUCACAAUCCCCGCCUCGGAAGGAACACCCCUCGGACACCAGACAGGGAUCAGUUCUACCUCGGUGUCCCUCACCCCCUCCCUGUCCAAGGGCAUGAGCGGGGUCUCAUCCCUCGGCAGCGCGGAUAAGUCCGGAGCAGAGCCCACCACAGGAGAGAAGCGCAAGCUUCCAGAGGCGAUGACCUUGGAAGACGCCAAGCGGAUCCGCGUGAUGGGCGACAUUCCCAUGGAGCUGGUGAACGAGGUCAUGAUGACCAUCACCGACCCUGCCGCCAUGCUGGGCCCCGAGACUAACCUGCUGACGCCCAACGCCGCCCGCGACGAGACAGCCCGCCUGGAGGAGAGGCGCGGCAUCAUAGAGUUCCACGUGAUCGGGAACUCCCUCUCGCAGAAGUCCAACAAGAAGAUCCUGAUGUGGCUGGUGGGCCUGCAGAACGUCUUCUCGCACCAGCUGCCCCGCAUGCCCAAAGAGUACAUCACCAGGCUGGUGUUCGACCCGAAGCACAAGACUCUUGCACUUAUCAAAGACGGCCGCGUCAUCGGAGGCAUCUGUUUUAGGAUGUUCCCCACUCAGGGCUUUACAGAGAUUGUCUUUUGCGCAGUCACGUCCAAUGAGCAAGUCAAGGGCUACGGAACGCACCUGAUGAACCACCUGAAGGAGUACCACAUCAAACACAGCAUCCUCUUUUUCCUCACCUACGCCGACGAGUACGCCAUCGGCUACUUCAAGAAGCAGGGCUUCUCCAAAGACAUCAAGGUACCAAAAAGCCUUUACUUGGGCUACAUCAAGGACUACGAGGGCGCCACGCUGAUGGAGUGCGAGCUGAACCCUCGGAUACCCUACACCGAGCUCUCCCACAUCAUCAAGAGACAGAAAGAGAUCAUCAAGAAGCUGAUCGAGCGGAAACAGAGCCAGAUUAGGAAGGUGUACCCGGGCCUCACCUGCUUCAAGGAGGGAGUCCGCCAGAUCCCAGUGGAGAGCAUUCCCGGCAUUCGAGAGACCGGCUGGAAACCCAGCAGCAAGGACAAAUGUAAGGAGGUUAAGGACCCUGACCUGCUGUACAACAUGCUGAAGAACCUCCUGGCCCAGAUCAAGACACACCCUGAGGCCUGGCCCUUCAUGGAACCAGUGAAGAAAUCCGAAGCACCAGAUUACUACGAGAUCAUCCGCUUCCCAAUCGACCUCAAGACCAUGACCGAAAGGCUGAAGAACCGCUACUACGUCACCAAGAAGCUCUUCAUCGCCGACCUGCAGCGCAUCAUCACCAACUGCCGGGAGUAUAACCCCGCCGACAGCGAGUACUGCAAGUGCGCCAACACGCUCGAGAAGUUCUUCUACUUCAAGCUGAAGGACGGCGGCCUGAUCGAGAAAUGAUGCGCCGCGGAAACCGCGUGGGUCUGACCUCGUCCGUCACGCCUCUCCUCACCGAUUCCAGGGGGCCAAGGCGGACGCGGAGAGACGAACGAACGCCGCAGGGGAACACGGUGGAUGUUUUGUGACUUAACGCUAGGGGCCACCUGGGCAUUACGUAGUGGUAAAUGUUAUCCUUCCUCCUCUGCCCGUCAAGUAUUCCUCUGAAACCUGCUAUCUCAUCUGAAAUGCUGUAAUUGAAAAAUAACUGUUUUGAUGCAUUAAACGUACCAAAGUUAUAGGUUCCAGUAAAAAAAAGAAAAUGGAAUUGCGUGUUAAGGAUCAAGCAUGGAUGCAAUUAUGUUUUUUUUGUUUUGUUUUUUAAGUAAACAUUGUGCCCUGAUUUCAAAAAGUACAUAUUUUUGUUUUGUACACCAGAGACUGGACCUUAGAACCUAAGCCACCGUUGCCUUCUGUUGCUUACACAACACUUGAACAGGCCAGUUUACCAGAGGGUUAUAUGAACAUCGGUCUUAUCAACAAGAGGUGCAGUCAUUUUCACACAUUCUCGUCAAACGUGGGCAGUUGUUGCACUGGGUAACCUAGUUAGCCUCUCGGUUGACCCCGCCUACCUACCAGUCAACCAUUCACCAUCGGUGGAAACAAGCAGUUCAGUUAGGAAAAUACAUUGCCCCUCCCUCCCCAUCGCUUUCAGGAUUGCGUCGGUUUCUCCGUAACAUGUUUUAGUAGGAGAGUUUCAUUUUAUAAUUCAACACUUAAAAGGCCGAGUUUACCUGUUCCUUUGAGCUCCUCCUGGAUAACCUUUCUUGAAAUAUUGCAUCUUUUAUUUUAGGAUUACUCCAAGAAGAAACCAGUCCUGUCACCAGUCCUUUAAAGUGGUGCUGACGUUGCAUUGUUUGGUUUAAAGGUCAAUAUAAGUUGUUCUGGUUUAUAACUCAUUCCAUACACGCUUUGGUUGUUGCAGCAUGGCAAAAAAAAAACGAAAACACAAUUCAUUCAGAAUUCAAUCAUAGCCGUCACACUCGCCUUCACGAGUCUCACACUCAUGGUGCAAAGUAACUCGUGUGGGUAUGCAGACCCGUGUCUUGGGUGAACCUGCUUGUUGAUUGUUGCACUCACUUUGUAUGCAUCUGUUUCUCUCUAUAUGUCUGUGUGUGUUAUUUUGUACUUGAAUCAUUCUUAGCUUUGAUUAACUUGAGUCAUGUCAGUGUUGCAUUCUUCAGGGUUGUCGGUUGUCUCUUAAUGAUCUACAUAUGCUGCAGUACAGAAUCGUAUUAAAGAGGACAGAGUGAAACUUUAAUCUAUAUAGCAACUACUACUGUCUAGUUAUAGUAUACAUGCCAAUCUACUGUAACUGUAAAACCUUAAUAAAAGUUUUUUUUUUUC
Gadus macrocephalus (Pacific cod) is the source of this 3837-nucleotide messenger RNA. It is a transcript of the gene kat2a, whose product is annotated as K(lysine) acetyltransferase 2A. Gene Ontology annotation, cellular component: nucleus; histone acetyltransferase complex. Gene Ontology annotation, molecular function: protein binding; histone H3 acetyltransferase activity. The record is from RefSeq and is a predicted model, not a curated record. The coding region runs from base 61 to 2454 and encodes 797 amino acids. Gene Ontology annotation, biological process: chromatin remodeling; positive regulation of transcription by RNA polymerase II. NCBI's taxonomy places the organism in Eukaryota, Metazoa, Chordata, Actinopteri, Gadiformes, Gadidae. The transcript has 18 exons.